Molecule: messenger RNA, 555 nt
Organism: Helobdella robusta
Lineage: Eukaryota; Metazoa; Annelida; Clitellata; Rhynchobdellida; Glossiphoniidae
Exons: 4
Coding region: 1-555 (184 amino acids)
Source: RefSeq, a predicted model, not a curated record
AUGGAUGGCAGUGCAAGAUGUAAAGAAGAGAAGACAUGGGAAGGGAAUAUUGUAACCUCGGUGUGUUCAGCACUUGAAUCCGGCUUAAUGAUGAUCAUCGGCAACGUCGGCCGCGAGCACGAGAACACCAUCAGCGAUUUCAGUUCAAUGUUCGAAAUGCCUUACUUGUCCAUCGCCGAGCCACCGACGCGAGUCAUCCACCACCGACUCAGAGGCUUCACCAACCACUCGUCAUCAUUUUCGCCAUCUUCCUCAUCAUUUCUAUCAUCGUUUCCACCACCAUCAUCAUCGUCGUCGUCGUCAUCCUCUUCCUUCACAAUUUACUUGAGGCCGUCCCUUUCGAGACCCAUUCGGGAUGUUAUCUUGUACUUCCAAUGGGCGAGGAUUUACUACAUAUACGAUCACAUGGAAGGGUUGCAAUAUAUCGGUGGUUAUCCUCAAUUGCAAGGGAUCAUCUCGGAGGUUAUCCUCUAUUGCAAGGGAUCAUCGAGGAAAUUAGUCGGUAAACAUUUAAUAACAGGCUAUUGUGGGGGUUUUCUGCACAUCUUGUUAUAA